CGCCCCCGCUCACCAUCUCCAGCGCUCCGGGGAAGCGCUUCUCCAGCUCCGCCCGCAGCCGUUCGUACUGCGAGGAGGGGACACGCGGUCACCGCGCGUGUAGGGCGUUUUGGGGGGGCAGAACGGGGGGGAAUUGGGCUCACCUUGGGCUUGUAGCCUCAGGCUCCGCUGCGGGAGAGACCCACCCGUGUUAAUGGGGGGGGGGAGGGGGGACAGCCGGAGCCCCCCUCCCCAGCACAGCCUCCCCCGGUGCCCCCUUACCAGUAGAGCACGGUGACGCGGAGCGGCAUGGCGAUGGCACUGCGGGUGGCGGCACUGCUGGUGGCGGUGGUGGCAAUGGCGGUGGGGACGAUGGCGGCCGCCCCCAAGCACCGCCCCCCCGCGCUGUGUCCCCGCCCCACAGCCGCUGCGCGGGGCCGCGUUUGGGGUGAAAGGCACCGGGUUCGGGCGCCGGACGGCGGUGGGCGCAGCGCGGCCGCUGUGUUUUGGGGUGGGGGGAGAAAGGGGGGCGAGGGGAAGCACAGACGCUUCCCGGCUGCUCCGCAGCGCAUCGCCGCAGCGUCCCGGCACGCAGCAGCAGCGGUGCCCCCCGUGCGACCCCCCGAAGCCCGCAACCCCCCCCAGUGCCCCCCGGUACCCCCAGCACACAGCGCUGGGACCCUCAAUGCGUCGCCCCGCUGCUCCCGGUGCCCCCAGCGCCCGCCCACCCACUGCCUCCCCACCCCACUCCCCCCACCCCCAGCCCGGUCCCGGGGCCGCGCCGCGCGCUCCCGCCGCUCCUCGGGGCCGCGCAGGGCUCGGGACCGCGCUCGGCUCUCCCCGAGCGGACGGAGGCGGCGGCGAUGGGGCCGCGGCGCUGAGCGCGGGGGGGGGGCCCGGUGGGGCCGGGGAGGAGGGGGGUCCCGGUCCGGGGGGGGUCCCGGUCCGGCACCCCCCGCUCCCAUCGCGAUGGGCGAAUGGACGAUCCUGGAGCGGCUGCUGGAGGCGGCCGUGCAGCAGCACUCCACCAUGAUCGGAAGGAUCCUGCUGACGGUGGUGGUGAUUUUCCGCAUCCUGAUCGUGGCCAUCGUGGGCGAGACGGUGUACGAGGACGAGCAGACCAUGUUCAUGUGCAACACCCUGCAGCCGGGCUGCAACCAGGCGUGCUACGACAAAGCCUUCCCCAUCUCCCACAUCCGCUACUGGGUCUUCCAGAUCAUCCUGGUCUGCACGCCCAGCCUCUGCUUCAUCACCUACUCGGUGCACCAGGCGGCCAAGCAGCGCGAGCGCCGCUACUCCUUCCUUUACCCCCUCCUGGAGCGCGACGCCAAGAAGGCGCGGACGCUCAACGGCGUGUUGGCACCCGGCGCCGACGGCGGCACCAAGGAUGAGCCCGAGUGCCUGGAGGCCAAGGAGCUGCCCAGCACGCCGCCGCGCCGCGCCAAGGCCAAGCGGCAGGAGGGCAUCUCGCGCUUCUACGUCAUCCAGGUGGUGUUCCGCAACGCGCUGGAGAUCGGCUUCCUGGCCGGGCAGUACUUCCUGUACGGCUUCAACGUGCCCGCCAUCUUCGAGUGCGACCGCUACCCCUGCGUCAAGGAGGUGGAGUGCUACGUCUCGCGGCCCACCGAGAAGACCGUCUUCCUGGUGUUCAUGUUCGCCGUCAGCGGGAUCUGCGUGCUGCUCAACCUGGCCGAGCUCAACCACCUGGGCUGGCGCAAGGUGAAGGCGGCCGUGCGCGGCGUGCAGGCGCGGCGCAAAUCCCUGGUGGAGGUGCGCAAGAAGGACGGCGCCGCGCUGACCCCCGCGCCCACCCUGGGCCGCACGCAGUCCAGUGAGUCCGCCUACGUUUAACGCAGCCACCCCCACCCUUAGGGGCGUUUGUGGGGGGAGGGGGGCAGAGGGGCAGGAUCCCAUUCCCCCCCCCCCUCCUACUUCCUCCUUCCUCCCACACAUUCAGGAUUUUGGGGCGGCCGUCAGCUUCAUCAUGGUGCAAGCAGGGAGUGGGGGGGGCCACGACCUGCAGGGGUUUUUUUUGUUGUUGUUUUUU
Messenger RNA from Gallus gallus (chicken), 2026 nucleotides. RefSeq names its product gap junction delta-2 protein-like. The transcript has 2 exons. Gene Ontology annotation, cellular component: connexin complex. The coding region runs from base 289 to 1830 and encodes 513 amino acids. The record is from RefSeq and is a predicted model, not a curated record. NCBI's taxonomy places the organism in Eukaryota, Metazoa, Chordata, Aves, Galliformes, Phasianidae. Gene Ontology annotation, biological process: cell communication.